GUGCGCUUCUUCUUCUUCUGGUGGAUUUGGCUCUGGGUCUCUCUCCUCGGAUGCACCCUGACGCACUGCUCCGUGGGAUAGGCUCCAGGCGCACCGUGCAGCGGCAGCAGACCAGCAAGCUGCCCCUCUACAUGAUGCAGCUCUACCGGACUAUGCUGACCGAGGACCGGGCCGGGACUCCGGCUGCCACCGUGAGCCAGACCAGGACGGAGGACAACGCCGGUCUGCAUGACUCCGACUCUGUGAUCAGCCAUGUCGCUAAAAGUUGCCAUCAGAUUGGCAAGAGGUGGUCCAUCACCUUUGACAUGUCCUCCAUGUCUGCAAGCGACAAUGUCCAGCUGGCUGAACUUCGCAUCCGUCUGCCCGCCUUCACCGAGUCUUCCCGAGCCUCAGUGGACAUCUACCACUCCCACAGGGACCAGUGCUCCGACAUGCACUGCCCGGAGAGCAGGCUGCUCCUGGGCAGCCUGAGAUCUCAUCCCAGUUCGAUGGUCUCCCCCUCCUCCUGGAAGGUGUUCAACAUGACAGAGAUGCUGAGCCGCUGGCUGCAGCAGGAGCACUCCACGCAGAGGACGGAGGAGGAUGAGGCUGAGGUGAGAGAGGAGGAGGAAGAGCAGGAGAGAGUACAACACCCUACAGCAGACCAGGUCAUGAUGGUGGUCUUCUCCAGGCAGAACCCUAACGGCCAGCGAAUGCCAACGCUCAUCCGCACAGCAGAGCACUCUAAGUACGUCAGCCUGGACAGGGAGCGGGUGACGGCUGGCUCAAGCUCCAGUGUGAGGAGCCACAGGGCCAAGAGGCAUCACCAGACCCAGCAGCACAGACAGAGAGUAGCCGAAGCUGUUCUUGCUGGCAAACCCAGAGAGGAGGAGAAGAAGGGUCCUCUCUGCAGGAAGGUGGACAUGUGGGUGGACUUUGAGAAGCUCGGCUGGAGCGAGUGGAUUGUUUAUCCAAAACAGUACAACGCCUAUCGCUGUGAAGGGAGCUGCCCUACACCAGUAGACGAGACCUUCACCCCAACCAACCAUGCGUACAUGCAGAGCCUGCUGAAGCUUCACCACCCAGACAAGGUGCCGUGUGUUUCCUGUGUGCCAACACGCCUGGCGCCGCUUUCCAUGUUGUACUACGAGAACGGAAAGAUGGUCAUGAGGCAUCACGAGAACAUGGUGGUGGAGGAGUGCGGCUGCAACUGAGCGAGAGACUUGUAAACCUUUUAAAAAGGUUGGAAGUCAGAGAAACACUGGACUGUAGCCACUGAGUCACAGGCACAGAAGAGUACUGAGCUGCUCAGAGGCACAAAGUGGAUGUACGUCCACAGGCACUUUACAGAAACGUCCAUGUUGACACUGGGACGGAGGCUGCUGCUGCGAUGCAGGAGAUGAAAGAAGGGAACUACUGUAUAUACUGGACACUGCUCUCUAAAUUAAAGAAUUGUAAAUUAUUGGUACUUUUUGUAGAUUAGGUGACCUACAUUUGUGCCUUGGACUACAAGUGGAUCAGCUAUAAUUCAAGGUUAUAAGGUGCGAUUAUGGUAGUGGGCUGAUCCAGUCAAGAUCAACUUAAAAGCACAAUACGGUCACUGACAGAAGCACUACUGAAGUUU
Seriola dumerili (greater amberjack) is the source of this 1603-nucleotide messenger RNA. RefSeq names its product nodal homolog 2-A-like (gene ndr1). Gene Ontology annotation, biological process: SMAD protein signal transduction; BMP signaling pathway. NCBI's taxonomy places the organism in Eukaryota, Metazoa, Chordata, Actinopteri, Carangiformes, Carangidae. The record is from RefSeq and is a predicted model, not a curated record. Bases 51 to 1193 code for a protein of 380 amino acids. Gene Ontology annotation, cellular component: extracellular region. The transcript has 3 exons. Gene Ontology annotation, molecular function: cytokine activity; growth factor activity; type I activin receptor binding.